CGCAGUUGAAAGGUUAAAAUAAUGGCGCUGAGCAGCCCUUAGGUUAAAUGUGAAGUGUAAUGCAGCUUAUAUUUUCUUUGUAACAGAUAGACAUAUUAGGUUUUCGCUUAUAUCGGUGUGCUGUUGCUGAAUUCGGCGACAGCUUGAACGGACAAGUUGUUUUUGACUUAAAAAGGUUCAGCUUUAACUUGGAGUUUUGUUCCCUUAGCUCGAGUGGUGGUAUAAGUUAAAUCUGGAAUGGCACUGUUUGCUGGUGUUGCUGCAGCCUUGUCACGAUCUGUGCUGCCGCAGUCUUGUCGUUGUGGAGCACCAUUGGGCGCUUCUGUGUGGGUAAUCAGAGGUCGUAAGUCUCGAAACGACCCCCCGGCUAAGUCAAAGGCUGGGCGUAUAAAGGAACCACCACCUGUAGACCCAGUUGAGCUUUUGGUUGUCCAGGAACGAUACCGUCAGUAUCAGGUGUUGAUAAAGGCGCUCAGAAAUAAUCGAAUUCAGAAAGAGGAAAAAGCGAAGGAGCUGCAGAAGCUGGAAGCAGCCAUUUACAGAGAUAAAAAACAGGAAGAACUUAUCAGAGAGAAGGAACGUGAAAUCUUACAGCUUCAGGAAGAAGCAAAGAAUUUCAUCACCCUUGAGAAUCUUGAACAGCGUAUUGAAGCAGCACUGGACAAUCCCAAGAGCUAUAACUUUGCUAUAGAUAAAGAAGGGAGAAUUGUGAAACGAACUGCACAUAUUUAAGACUCUCUAGCAGCUAACAAGUUUUUGAGUGGGUGAAGAGUAAUAGAAAUUUCCAUUGACUGCAGGAGAUUAUUGGGAUUUUUUUUCAAAAUGCACAGCAUGACCUCCUUCAUAGUGGUCAUACUUAAGAGGUUGCACUUGGCAGAAGACCACACAACUGUAGAUGGAUAUAAUCUGCACUGUUUAAUUAUUUUGAUGUUUCAUCUGCUGUCUUUCAAGAAAUUGACCAUUUUUUUUCCAGAUGUGUUGCCACUGCUGUUUGAGUACUCGUUCCGUUUGUUUUUCAGAUUUUUUCACAUUGUCUUGUUCAACACUAGACUUUUUUUUUUCCUAACGCAGUUGUCAUGCCCAUCUGAUUUUUCUGUUUUUGCCUGUUUUGUAGUUCAUGUGUAAUGAUCUUAACACUGGCAUUGUUAAUUCUG
Molecule: messenger RNA, 1154 nt
Organism: Protopterus annectens (West African lungfish)
Lineage: Eukaryota; Metazoa; Chordata; Ceratodontiformes; Protopteridae
Gene: MRPS26
Product: mitochondrial ribosomal protein S26
Cellular component (GO): mitochondrial small ribosomal subunit
Source: RefSeq, a predicted model, not a curated record